CCAGGCAGCCUCCCUCGAAGCCGGGUACCGCUCAGGGCUGGAGCAUCCCGACACGAGCAUCCUCGGCAGCCCUUGAAGGAGCCUUCUCUCCUGCGAGGAAAACUAGGCACGGCAUGCACCUGAACACAACUUCUUCGCUGCGCCAGCUGGAAUUCCUCUUGGGGCACUUUCACUUGCAGCCCACCAACUACGCAGCGCCUACCGUGGGGAACGUCUCCAACAGUUCUGAACUGGGCUCCAGGGUGCCCAAUGAGGAGGAUCUCGAUGUCAACACGGACAUCUACUCCAAAGUCAUGGUCACCAUCAUCUACCUGGUGCUCUUCUUGGUGGGGACCAUCGGCAACUCCAUCACUGCCUACACCCUGGUGCAGAAGAAGUCCCUGCAGAACCUUCAAAGCACCGUGCAUUAUCACCUGGCCAGCUUGGCGUUCUCCGACCUGCUCAUUUUCCUCCUCUGCAUGCCCAUUGAACUGUACAACUUCAUCUGGGUGCAUCACCCCUGGGCUUUCGGGAACAACAUCUGCAAGGGCUACUACUUCCUGAGGGAUGCCUGCACUUACGCCACGGCCCUCAACAUUGCCAGCCUCAGCGUCGAGAGGUACAUGGCCAUCUGCCACCCUUUCAAAGCCAAGAGCAUCAUGUCCAGAAGCAGAACCAAAAAAUUCAUCAGCUGCAUCUGGGUUGCGUCCUUCCUGCUGGCCAUUCCCAUGAUCAUGACGAUGGGAGAGGUAUACAAGUUCCCCGAAGACCCAAACACGCUGAUCUGUACCCAGAUAGUGGAAGCUUCCACGCUUAAGGUGGUCAUUCAGGUCAACGCUUUCAUCUCCUUCGUUUUGCCAAUGGUGGUCAUCUCGGUCCUGAACACCAUUAUCGCCAAUCAGCUCAUCAUCAUGUUCAAGCAAGCCGCACAAGAAAACCAGGUGUGCACUAUCGGAGGGCAGCAAACCAUGCUCAGCAUGUCCAUGGAGCCCGGCCGUGUCCAAGCCCUGAAGCAUGGAGUUCGAGUCCUACGAGCUGUUGUGAUUGCCUUUGUGGUCUGUUGGCUUCCGUAUCACGUACGGCGACUUAUGUAUUGCUAUGUGCCAGAAAAUCAGUGGUCAGACUUCCUUUAUGACUUCUACCACUACUUCUACAUGUUGACAAACAUCCUCUUCUACGUCAGUUCAGCCAUCAACCCAGUCCUGUACAACCUGGUGUCUGCCAACUUCCGCCAAAUCUUCCUCUCCACACUCAUGUUCAUGUGCCUGCCAUGGAGGAAGAAGAAGAAGAGAACCAAGUUUAACAGGAAAUCCAACAGCAUCUCCAGUAACCAUACCUUUUCCAGCCAAGUCACCAGAGAAACCACCUACUGAGCAUUGGGCAUUGCCAGUGAAGGAAAGAAUAAGGGCCUCAGUUUGAGACAGAAUUUGAACUUGUGAAGAGGGCUCUACUGCUUUUAUACAUGGCCUCCAAAUUCACCAUAGCAUGAAUGUGUUUAGGUGGUUGUCAUACAUUGGAACGAGUAGGUGUCUGUUCUACAGGUUAACUUUGGGGUUAUGUUAAUGCAUUGGCCUCUGCCUCUUGUGAGUAAUGUCUCCAUGUUUUGUCGUUUUCAUCCAGCAUAGAAGUCGCCUGUGAUGUCAUCCAGGAAACUGUAGCAUUUAUGGAGUCAAUGUUGGCUAAGCUUGAAUGCCUCUUAUACUGCAGUCCAUCCAUUUCUCAGCUUAAAAGUGCUGUGGGAACAUUGAACAAGAUUGAGAUCCCUGCUCCUGGUAAUCCUGAGAUUAUAAAAUGACAUGGAGGCUGGAUAGGUAUUAUGGCUGGGUUGUUUUUUUAGUGAGAGGGGUUGGC
This is a messenger RNA of Elgaria multicarinata webbii, 1830 nucleotides long. RefSeq names its product neurotensin receptor 1 (gene NTSR1). Lineage: Eukaryota; Metazoa; Chordata; Lepidosauria; Squamata; Anguidae. Gene Ontology annotation, cellular component: plasma membrane. Gene Ontology annotation, molecular function: G protein-coupled neurotensin receptor activity. The record is from RefSeq and is a predicted model, not a curated record. The transcript has 4 exons. Gene Ontology annotation, biological process: neuropeptide signaling pathway. The coding region runs from base 114 to 1352 and encodes 412 amino acids.